CUGAUGUCAGGUUAAAAACCUCAGCACCACGUGCUGCUGACAAACCUGCCUGUGACUGCCUGCCUAGAGCCAGAGACCUCACUUGCUAGAGCCAACAUGUCAGCUGUGGUUCUGGAGAGCCGAAGAGGCCUGUCCAGGAAACUCUCUGAUUUUGGCCAGGAAACAAGCUACAUUGAAAACAACAACUCCAAUGAAAAUGAUGCCAUAUCACUUAUUUUCACACUCAAAGAAGAAGUUGGCGCGCUGGCCAAAGUCUUGCGCUUAUUUGAGGAGAAUGAAAUAAAUCUGAUUCACAUUGAAUCCAGACCUUCGCGCUUAAAGAAAGAUGAGUAUGAAAUCUUCACCAGUCUGGACAAGAGAAGCGUGCCUACUCUGGCCAACAUCAUUAACACCUUGAAGCAUGAGAUUGGUGCCACCGUGCAUGAGCUUUCUCGAGAGAAGAAGAAAGACACAAAGAGAGGAAGUGAGAAGGAGAGAAAGAUGGAAACAUUGAUGGGACAGCAACAUCUAUUAAAUGCUUCUUACAUGCCCCCUAUUAAGGAUCGAGUUUGCAACCAGAGUUGUGCCCUAACCAGGAAUCAGACAGUACCUUGGUUCCCAAGGACCAUUCAAGAUCUGGACAGAUUUGCCAACCAGAUUCUCAGCUAUGGAGCAGAACUGGAUGCAGACCACCCCGGCUUUAAAGAUCCUGUGUACCGAGCAAGACGGAAGUAUUUUGCUGACAUAGCCUACAACUACCGACAUGGGCAGCCCAUCCCUCGAGUGGAAUACACAGAGGAGGAAAAGAAAACCUGGGGGACGGUGUUCAAGACCCUGAAGUCCUUGUAUAAAACCCAUGCUUGCUAUGAGCACAACCACAUCUUCCCACUUCUGGAAAAGUACUGUGGCUUCCGUGAAGAUAACAUUCCUCAGCUGGAGGAGGUGUCUCAGUUUCUGCAGAGUUGCACUGGCUUCCGCCUCCGACCUGUGGCUGGCCUGCUUUCCUCUCGGGAUUUCCUGGGUGGCCUGGCAUUCCGAGUCUUCCACUGCACCCAGUACAUCAGACAUGGGUCCAAGCCCAUGUAUACACCUGAACCUGACAUCUGCCAUGAACUGCUGGGACAUGUGCCCUUGUUUUCAGAUCGCAGUUUUGCCCAGUUUUCCCAGGAAAUUGGCCUUGCCUCUUUGGGUGCACCUGAUGAGUACAUUGAGAAACUCGCCACGAUUUACUGGUUUACUGUGGAGUUUGGGCUCUGCAAACAAGGAGACUCCAUAAAGGCAUAUGGCGCUGGGCUCCUGUCAUCGUUUGGUGAAUUACAGUACUGCUUGUCAGACAAGCCCAUACGCCUCCCUCUGGAACUGGAGAAGACAGCCAUCCAGGAGUACACGAUCACAGAGUUCCAGCCCCUGUAUUAUGUGGCUGAGAGUUUUAAUGAUGCCAAGGAGAAAGUAAGAAACUUUGCUGCUACAAUCCCACGGCCCUUCUCAGUUCGUUAUGACCCAUACACCCAAAGGAUUGAGGUCUUGGACAAUACCCAGCAACUUAAGAUUUUGGCUGACUCCAUCAACAGUGAAGUUGGAAUCCUUUGCAGUGCCCUCCAGAAAAUAAAGUGAAGCCAUGGACAGAACCAGGUCCAUCAACUAAGAAUCUGUUGAUAGAAAUCCAACUACUUCUUUUAUUUUAUCUGAGAAAGUCUGGAAAUCAAACCUUAAUUAGAAAUGACAACCUUAAGUCACUUUUUUGAACAAGGUGAAGGAGCAACAAAUAAGUCUAAAUAAUCUGAAAUGACAACAUAUUAAUACAUACCCCAAAGCAUAAAGGUGGAUCUUUUGGGGUCAUCUUUUGAUUUUGAGAUGAUAAUAAUAUACUCUCAACUGAGUUAAAAUGAAUAAUGUCACUUUAUAUAAAAAUUAAUUAAUCUGUGACCUGCUUCAUGCACAUAUUUACCAUAGAGAAUUCCUAAAGGAGUAUGUAUCACUUAAUGUAAAAUACAAGUCUAUGAUCAGAAUUGAACUUUGGGGUUUAAUAUAAAUCUUAUCCUACAAAAGUCAUUUUCUAUUUCAUUGAACUAUGAUUCUAAUAACUGCUUUACUGUGUUGCCUAUAAAGAUAUUCUUUA
Molecule: messenger RNA, 2098 nt
Organism: Pipistrellus kuhlii (Kuhl's pipistrelle)
Lineage: Eukaryota; Metazoa; Chordata; Mammalia; Chiroptera; Vespertilionidae
Gene: PAH
Product: phenylalanine hydroxylase
Exons: 14
Coding region: 97-1593 (498 amino acids)
Biological process (GO): L-tyrosine biosynthetic process; L-phenylalanine catabolic process
Molecular function (GO): phenylalanine 4-monooxygenase activity; iron ion binding
Source: RefSeq, a predicted model, not a curated record